Messenger RNA from Mangifera indica (mango), 1652 nucleotides. Its product is annotated as maltose excess protein 1-like, chloroplastic. Gene Ontology annotation, molecular function: maltose transmembrane transporter activity. Gene Ontology annotation, cellular component: chloroplast envelope. NCBI's taxonomy places the organism in Eukaryota, Viridiplantae, Streptophyta, Magnoliopsida, Sapindales, Anacardiaceae. The record is from RefSeq and is a predicted model, not a curated record. The transcript has 9 exons. Bases 119 to 1348 code for a protein of 409 amino acids.
GAGAUCACCCAUACUUCCGUCCACGUGUCUACCUUUGAGUAGGCAAACUGGCACUUUGCCCAAUCUUCCCCUCUCCACUUUUCUUCCCCUUCCUCACUUCAUUUUUUGUUAACGUUCAAUGGCUAUUAAGUCUUUGAUUGUUCCUUCAGCUUCAGCAACUAGAUCACCACCUACACAUCGCUUUCGACAUCCCACGAACUCUCCUUCAUUUCCUCAACAAUCACAGUCUUUGUCUUUCAAGCCUCUUAAAAAUUUGAACAGUGUGUUGCUAAUCAGCCGCUACACUCUUGUUUCUCUUCGUCUUAACCGCCGUCUGCAUCUACCUCCAGCUCUUGACUCCGACGUCCCUCAUCCUCUUCACCAGGAGUCGGCGAAUUUAAGUACCAAUAAGAGCUUUGAGGAAUGGAAUUCGUGGACAGCCAAGUUCUCUGGAGCAGCGAACAUCCCAUUUACGGUGAUCCAAAUGCCUCAGAUAAUCCUUAAUGCUCGGAAUCUUUUAACAGGAGACAAAACUGCCCUUUUGGCAGUUCCAUGGCUGGGCAUGCUUACUGGUUUGCUUGGGAAUCUUUCACUUCUCUCUUAUUUUGUAAAGAAAAGGGAGAAAGAGGCUAUUUUGGUCCAAACAUUGGGCGUUGUUUCAAUAUAUGUGGUCAUUGCGCAGCUUGCAAUUGGAGAAGCAAUGCCUCUGCCACACUUUGUGAUUACUUCAUUUGUUGUGGCCAGUGGUCUUGUUUUAAACUUCCUUAAUUACUUCAGUAUGCUGAAUGUUGAAAUCUGGCGAUUCUGGGAAGAUUUUAUUACCGUUGGAGGAGUAACUGUCCUUCCUCAAGUGAUGUGGUCUACAUUUCUCCCAUAUGUACCUAACAGUAUUAUUCCAGGGGUGAUAGCUUUUGCUGUAGGCUUGGCAGCUGUUGGUAUGGCAAGAAUGGGCAAACUUACAGAGAAAGGCAUCAAAGUGGUUGGAGCACUAUCUGGAUGGACGGCAACCCUUCUCUUCAUGUGGAUGCCUGUUUCACAGAUGUGGACGAAUUUCCUGUAUCCUGAUAACAUCAAAGGCUUGUCAGCCUUCUCAAUGUUGCUUGGUAUGAUCGGAAAUGCACUUAUGAUCCCACGUGCACUCUUUAUUCGUGAUUUGAUGUGGUUCACUGGUGCAACUUGGGCAGCCCUAUUUUAUGGGUAUGGGAAUAUUGCCUGUCUGUACUGCUUCAAUGUUAUCAGCAGGGAAUUCUUUUUGGCAGCUACAGCUGGUUUAUUUUCAUGGAUAGGUAUGGCUUUGUGGAAAGACACUGUUGUAUACGGAUACAACUCACCUAUGACAUGUUUGAAAGAGUUGGUUUUUGGACGUUAAAGUUGAAGCACAAAAGAACAAGUGAUCCUAAGCCACGGAAUAUAGAAAUUAUUUGUAUCCUUUCAGAAGUCAGUUGUUGAGCAAACAUGGAGGAGGUCAAAUAUGGUCAUCAAUUUUUAUUUUUAUUUUUUAAUCAAAGACAAACUUAAAAUAAUAAUGUUGUAAGUGGUAAAGGUAAUAACAUAAGGCGGGGCAGGGACUGUAGCUUUAUACUAUUUUGUCUGGUGUCUUAUAGUGGUUACACAGCAGCCCAUGAAUAAUAGCUUCGUUUAUGUUAUAAAAUUGUCUCAUUCUGGUGAGUCCA